Molecule: messenger RNA, 3963 nt
Organism: Chelonia mydas (Green sea turtle)
Lineage: Eukaryota; Metazoa; Chordata; Testudines; Cheloniidae
Gene: MKRN2OS
Product: MKRN2 opposite strand
Exons: 4
Coding region: 1673-2347 (224 amino acids)
Source: RefSeq, a predicted model, not a curated record
CUCACUGUACUUUCCACUUUAUGCAUCUGAUGAAGUGAGCUGUAGCUGACGAAAGCUUAUGCUCAAAUAAAUUGGUUAGUCUCUAAGGUGCCACAAGUACUCCUUUUCUUUUUAUCCAAACCGUUCACUGGUCAUUGGAAUUCAUGGGGCAAUAGCACAAACCAGGAGUUUAAAACUUACCGACAAAAAAAAUCCCAUCCUUUCCAAGUUGCUCAACUUUGGUUUAUCAAAAUUUUGUGAUGUUGCCAUUUCACCAGUUCUCGAUCAUGCUGGAGACUUUCAGGCUAAACAGAACCUGAUUUAUUAAUAUAAAAAGCAAGCAAGGUUAAAAAAAGAAAAAACAGAACAAAACCCUCCCAUUUCAAGCUCUUUUUACUCCAUUAUGGAAAAAGUAAAAAAGGCAUAAACUCAGUAUCAUUUUCUUUUGCAAGUUAUCCUCAGGGACACAAUUGUGUAAAUUCUGCCCUUGCUACCACUGCCCCACAUUUCAUUCUGCCUAUUUUGUUUAGUGACUGUAAUUUAAAGGAGCUGUAUGGGUGUCACUCAGGACAGAAUUCAGGCCAGAUCCUGCUAUUUUUACUGUGGAGAAGAAAUAUCCAAUGCAAGGAAUAAAAACAAAUAAACCCUAAAGCAGUUGUGAAUGGUCUGGAAUUUAGACAAUAAAGAAUUCUGUCUAGAGAUGGCUUAGCUCAGUGUCAGGCUUUGGAUACUGGUAAAAGGUGUUAGAGCAAGCUCAUACAGGAGCAACAAAGUGAUCAAAGAGCUUCAUGUUUAUUAAGUUCUUAUGUAGAAAACAAAACAGUCACUGGAAUUAGUUCUGUUACAUAUUAUGAAGAAACAGCUAUUACUGGUAUUUAUUCAUAAACAACAACAGAAAUUAGCUGUUCACAAGGCAUAGAAUGAAUACAGUACCUGCCUAGAAGAGCUUACAACCUGGAAGUCAAAAGGAAGAAAACAAUGACUGCACUGAGAAACCCAGAGCAAGGGUUAACUACUAACUUGAGAGUGGAGUCACACCAGCAUUCAGUUUGACCCUGUAACUUACAAACCAUAUGACAGUGAAGACUACUACAUAUACAUACACAGAAUUCAGAGCUAAAGUAGAGAUAACAGGUUUGGUUUAUUACUAGAAAAGCAGCACAGAUAGAGCUAACAAUACCAUUCUCAGAACUAAGAAAAACAUUUUUUUUUAGAAUCUACAGAGAGAUGAUGUAAACACAAUUCAGCUUUAAUAUCUGUGAGCAACACAAAAGCUUGUUUAGCCUGUAUUUUCUUCGCCGUUGAAGAGCAUUGUAUUGUAUAUGUACUUUGUAUUCGAAACUGCUAAUUGUAAAACCUACAGAUACACAGAGCUAGAGGGGAAGAUCAAAAACUGAACCAAAGCAAAACUAUGUAUAUUAUCUCACUGAAAAACCUCUUAACUCAAUUCUUAAUGUAGUAUAAUAUUAAAAUGAACACUAGCUCUUUAAGAGGAUGUCCAAACAUUAUGUCUCCAGUUACUAGUUAUCCUAACAGUGAGUGGUUAAGUGGGCUGUCAUUCUGAAUGACAUCACUGAAUAACAUCCAUUCCUAAUCCAGUGAUCCACCUGCUUCGGGUGAGAUUGUGAUAGGCAGCAAAAUAAGGUAGUUUCAGAAAGCUUCCCUCUAUUUGCACAAGUAGUUGGCUGAAACAAUGCAGUCCUUGGACUCAGAGAAAGGCUUAAUCAAGUUCAGCCAUUGUAAGAAGGACAUAUUUUGUUCCUACGUGCCCAAGCUGUGCCCUGUUUGUGGGCAGAGUCUAAACUACAGGAGACUGGAAGAUGCACCUGUCAGCAUUCCCAGCCCAUUUGUCAACGGGCAUAGGCAGAAAUGUUCAUUUUUACUUAAACCUACUACAGGAACAUUUCUUAGAGAGUAUGAUGGAAGCUCUGAUCUCCAUGUCGGAAUAACCAAUACUAAUGGAUUGGUGUAUAAUUACAAUGAAACAGGCAUUCAUAGAGUUGAACUUGGGUGGGAGCAAUGCAUUAGUAUCCCACUAAUGCAGCCAGACAUGUACGGACUGCUUGAACAAUGGGAUAAGUACCUAGAAGAAUUCUCUACUGGAGAGGCCUGGUUUUUUCAGAGGUACGAUGAACACCACCACAAUUGUUAUACCUAUGCACUGGCAUUUAUUAACUGUGUCUUGGCUGCACAAGGUAAGCAGCCAAUGAGUAAAAGUGAAUUCACAGAAAGAUUUGUGAUACCACAGACAAGGAAAGCUUCCAAGUACAUCACUGUCUACCAGGAGGUAGCAGAAAAUUAUUUCUACAUUGGUGACACCCUUGAUCAAGAAAAGAACAAUUCUGAAGAGGACACAUUGUUACAUUAAAACAGGCAUUCAAAGCAAUGAAAACAGAUCCAUAAAUAGGAAAUCUUUGGGUCCAAGCUUCAGUUCUCCCUCUAUAUACCUGACAUGCCUUCCUGCAAUAUUUGAAAACUAACUGAUUGUAGAGACUGACUGUAGAACUCGGAUAUGUCUGAGAAAAGGAUCAUCCCUUUCAUAUCUCUCUUACGAGACGUUAACAUGACACAAGAAGGAAAAGACUUGUAUGAGAGUGUUUUGGGAGCUUUAAAAUUUUGCACUCUGCAACUAGCUAACUUUCAUGAGCACUAUCGCUAUGGGAAAUUAUAUAUGUUCCUGUUUGCUAUAUCAUACUAAAAGUUGUAUGAGUGCAGUCAUGUUUUGUAGUAGACUAUGUAAGUGUUGUAAAUUAAAACAACAAAUGUAGAUUACCUUUUGACCAAGGUCAGAAAAACAGUUUGUGACAAAAACAAAUGGUGACACUUAUUCACUAUUCUCCACUAAAACACUGCUUGAAUUAAGAAAGCACUGCAAUUACUGGUCAUAUAUACUAUUUUCCUCAUAUGCAAUAUGCAGAUACUCAAAUGCCUGAGAUAAGGUACAAAGUGAGUAAGUUUUAACUUUACCAAUAAGUGGCAGUGUUCAUUCAGUUUCUUGUAAACAUAAAGUACUAUCAUAAAUGCUACGUUGUACCUCCAUAUUUUUACUACCAUUGCAAAAAUAAAUAACUGGAGUAAAACUAUACUCCUCUCUCUCGAGAGGGGCUAUUUUCCAGUGAAGUAUCUGGAAGUAUUCAGUACUCUACCAGAAACAUUUUAUACUAGCCAACAGAUUUUGCAGGCUGUUGUGUCCAUAACUAGCACUGGACUCGUCAGAAUGUUCCCCAACAAGAAAUUAAAGGAUUUGAAAAGACUGAACAGCAGUUUUACAGAUUGUUUCUGCAGUCAUGCACUGACCUAUUAUGGCCAACUUUUGCUAGUUUUCACUGUUCUAAACCCUAAAUAACUUCACUAGAGUUAAUCCAGAUAGACAUCAAUGUAACAGAGCAGAGUUCAGCCCUAUUUCUCCUCGUAGUUUUUGCAAAACCUCAGCCAGAGCUAGUAUGAAUCCAGGUUCUAUUUUCUCCAGAAUUCUAAUAAAUGGUUCUUAAUUUUGUCCCACCUCUAAUUUAUACCUUUGUAUAAAUGGUAGAAUAAGUAUAAAAAACAACAACAUUCUUUAACUUCUUACACCACACAGUUCCAUUUAUUUCUUAAUGUCAUAAAUGCCUUCUGCCAUUGUUUACUAUAUUUUAAAAUUGAAUUUAACAUCAAGCACUCCAAAAAUGAAAAAUAAGAACACUGCAAGAGAAGUUCUCAUUAGGGUGAAAUUCACCCCUGUUCACAGGGUAAGCACAAACCCCCUCUGUACUACUUAAUCCAUAUUUUGAGAAUUCAAAUGGAACUUAAAUAGUGCUGGGCCUUGAGAUGUGUUUCUGCUCAAGGGUGAAUUUCUGAUUGGCUCAGAACAAGGACCUUCUGUGCUUUUACCAAUCGGAAUACACUUUGUGAAUGAAAAUAUAUGGCAAGUUUUGGUCUCCCUGGUUAUGCACUUCUAAAGGAAAUAAUUUGGUGCAAUAGCAUUGAAAAUAUUAAGUAUGGUCU